AAGAAUCUGUUUGGAUCACGUGUUUACAUAAAUUUGAUAGGGAGUGAUCGACGCAUCGUGAAAGCAGAUUAAGUCUUUUCUUAUUAGUAGUCUCGGAAGUUUCUCCCGCACAAUAAUGAGUCUGAAAGGACCGCGUGAAUUUAAAGGCCCGUCAAAAAGGAGGAGAUCUGAGACUGAACGCGCUGCAGAACGACCGGCUGAAUGCACAAGUAAAAGACUCAAGUCAACGAGAGCUUCUUCUCCAACACUCAGUUAUAUGUCAAUGAGGACAGACUGGUCAAUGGAUCCACCUGCCAACUUCAAAGAUAGAGAGACAUUUCCUCGGCAUUUAAGAGUAAAAGCAGCUUCUCCUUCAUCCUCUUUGAGGACUGACUGGUCAAUGGAUCCACCAGCCAACUUUAAAUGUGGAGAGUCGAACGCAAGAGAAAAAGUAUCUUCAAAGGGACGACCAGCUAACUUCAAAGCUUCAGAAGACUUCCCAUUGCAUUCAAGAAUGUGGACAGAGCAUCACUUACAGUGUGCACUGUGUAAAUCGAUGUUAAAGGAUCCAGCCUCCAUCACAUGUGGACAUAAUUUCUGCAGAGACUGUAUUAAUGCAUUCUGGGACAAUUGUGCAGGAGAUUUUGUUUGUCCUCAGUGUGGUCAGGCAUCAGAAACACGUCCAGUGCUGAACACAAAUGUUGCUCUGGCUGAGGUGGUCAAAAACAUGCAGCAAACCUUCAGUCCAGCUCUUCCUCCACAGUGUUAUGCUGGACCAGAAGACGUGGUCUGUGAUUUCUGCACCGAGAACCGAUUGAAAGCUGUGAAGUCUUGUUCAACAUGUGGUGUUUUUCUCUGUGAGACUCACAUCAGGCAACAUUACACAAUACCAGCACUACAGAAACACACACUGCGUGACGUGACCGGAGAAGAUCAGAUGAAGAUGAAACUCUUACUGGAGCAACAGAAAACUGUCAAUAUUUUCAGUAGUGUUACCAGUGGACAACAGUAUCAGACAGACAAGACUCAAGACCCUAUAAAGGAUAUUGCUGUCAAGAGCUUUUUUGAGUCAUUGUUGAAAAAUGCCACACUUCAGAAACGUCCAAAAAAAUUCACCAAGCCCUCCAGACCUAAUCCGAGAGAUAAUAAAGAUGUUAGGCGUCUUACACACGUGUGCUCGACACUUCAGCAAGAUAUUUCUGGGCUUAAAAAGAGCAUCUCGAAGUUUACAAAAGUAAAGCAUACUAAAAAAGCAAUCAAUUAUAAAGAGGAUUCUGAACGUGAUUAUGAUGAUGAUGAUGAUGAUGAAGAUUCAGAUGAAAGGAGUGAUGAUGAAGAGAGCUAUGAAGAUUACUCUGAUGAGGAGCAAGAAGGCUCUGAAAAUAGUAGCUAUGAUGAGGAGGACGAGGAUGAAGAUAGUAGUGAGAAUGAGGAAGACGGCUCUGAAUACAGUGAUGAGGGAUCUGAUGAUGAGCAUACGGGAAGAUCUGAGGAUCGCAGUUCUGAUGAAUACAGCACUGAGGAUGACGAGGAGGACUAUUGAUAUGACAAAUGUGUGAAUCUGAGUUGGUGAUUAAUAAUAGAUAAUGUUUUGUUAACUUAAUGGGCCUUUCAGUACUGCAUUUUAAUUCAAAAUGUUGCUAUGCAUUGUUUACAGUGCAUAAAACAUGGGCUUUUACACUUGAAAUACUGUAGAGGUACAUUUAGUUCUUAAAACCUGGUGACAGAAAUCCAUGUUUGUUUGUUUUGUUUUUUGGUUCAUGCUGUUUAUAAUUUACGCAAGUUAAAGCUCAUCACUGAUUGUACUAUCGAGUGUAUAGCCACAUUUUCUUACUACAAUGCAAAAAGUAUCAAGCUGAAUUUACUUGGCUGAAUAGCUUAUGGAAACUGAAUCCCUCAAAUUUAAUAAGCAAAUUAGUUCCCAACUUUGAGUAGAUACAACUUACUUUUACUUUAUGCAGGUAACUUGUUAACUUGUAUUGGUUAAGAGAGUGCUGUACAUUGAAUCCCAUAAAACGUGUGAAUUCGCCUUUUGUCUGAACAUGUGCUGAUAUACCUGCCAACCAAAGUGUGGUACUGCUGAAACAAUACGAAAAAAUCAAACAGCUCCAGCCUUUAGUCAAACUUUUUAAAAGUCAGUACAGCUAAAUUCUUCCAGUUUAACUACUGGAUCCCCCUUAAAGUUUGCAUAACACAGUAAAAUCAACCAAAACUAGUUACAAGCAUUUUUUAAGAUUGACUGUUUACUUUUUACUGUGUAUUUGCCAUUCAAGCCUUAUAACUUAAACAGCUCCAUUACUGUACAAAGCAAUAUUGCUUAGCAUCUAGUUGUAUAAAUCUUAACACAACUAUAGGCUACUACUUCUAUAAUUGCUAACAUAAAUGCAAAGUGGUGCAAAACACAACUUAUGAUUCAUUCAUUUUCUUUUCAGCUUAGUCCCUCUAUUAAUCUGGGGGUCGCCACAGCAGAAUGAACCACCAAC
This is a messenger RNA of Danio rerio (zebrafish), 2462 nucleotides long. RefSeq names its product zgc:174931. The record is from RefSeq and is marked predicted. Lineage: Eukaryota; Metazoa; Chordata; Actinopteri; Cypriniformes; Danionidae.